Molecule: messenger RNA, 417 nt
Organism: Symbiodinium pilosum
Lineage: Eukaryota; Dinophyceae; Suessiales; Symbiodiniaceae
Source: the annotation of a GenBank genome assembly
AUGAGCGAGGUGUCCAUGGGGAAGCGGAUAAUGCCCGGCCGCCCGCCAGACAAGGGCUCCUUUCCGCUCGACCAUUUCAGCGAGUGCUCGAAGCUCAAGGACGAGUACCUGCAGUGCUUGAAGCAGCACAGUCACGACAACAUGUCGUGCCGGUAUUUGUCCAAGCGGUACCUGCAGUGCCGCAUGGAUAAAAACCUGAUGACAAAAGAGCCGAUGCACCAGCUUGGCUUCACGGAAGAGGAGGUCUCGCCAGCACCAGCGAGGAAAAAGGAGAAGAAAAAGUCAAAAGAGGAGACUGGGUGGAUUGUGGGAAUUGAUGGCAUUAAGCCGGAGCGCAGCAACGAAUGGCGGAGGCCUACACUCGUGAACAUCCGGGCAUUUGUUUCGGGCGCCAAGAGGGAGGAUGAGCCAUCCUGA